UCUUACAACCUCCCUUCAUCGCCCGAAAUUUCAAUAUUAUAAAAUCAAAUAAAAAAUGUACAAGAAUCUAAAGUAAAGUAACAUAAGUAUGUAUUGUUUGAGAGCAUAUCGCUUAGGCGCCCUGACGUGCAGCGCCCUUAAUGCAGCCGUGAUGCCGCCGCCGGCCAGCAACAUGGCCGUCGCCAGGUUCAGGCCGCCCUCGCCCUGCGACGUCACACCCGACAAAAAACCGUGUUUCGAUAUGACGAAUGUGCGAGUGGAGCGCGCGAACCAGUGCCACUCGAACAUGAUCCGCCUGUUCCUGUACACGCACUGCUGGCCGCGCGAGCCCAGCGUAGUCGGCCUCUGGAUGUCCUCCGACAGCCCCUACCUCGACAUCCUCACUGACAAAUACUCCAAUUCUGGUGAUCGCUUUUUGGCGUUCGAGCAACUGGAUCGCACUCGCGAGUCGCGGCUGAUCGGUGUGUGCGUGGCUAAUAAGCUGUUCCCGUGGAUGGUGGCUGAGCUGGAGGAAUGGGCCAAUUUUACCUACUGCAAGCCCGACCGCACCCGCAUGUACUUCAUAGCUCACUGCAUCAAGAACGCCGACCUCAUCAGGAAGUACAACCUAGAAUACAUUUAUGACGUGGAGGUACUCUGCACGGACGCGUCAGUAGCUGCGCGCGGCGUGGGUAAGCGGUUGCUGGACGUGACGCUGGCACACGCCGACGAUCUCGGCUACCCUCUCGCACAGGUCAUCGCGGUCAGCCACUACGCUGCGAAGAUCUGCGAGAAGUGUGGCAUGAAGCGCGAGUGGUCAAUGGACUAUGACGACUACGUGGACCGCACAGGCCACCAGGUGUUCUUUCCGCGACGGCCGCACCUCAGCGUCGCCGUAUACUCCAAGUUCUUCGACCCAACCAAGCCCAAGCCGCUGCCUUGCAAACCACCUUAUCUGUGAUCUGUCCAUACGCUUCCUAUUCUGUGUUUUGACAUUAUUUAUUCAAUGAAAACUGUUUACACAAUCAAAUAUUACAGAGCGUGAACUUUUGUCUUUAAUUUGAUAGACAAAACUUAAGGUUUCAAACGACGAUAUGUAAUUGGGAUUCGAUCCUAAUAAAAUAACAAAACAUU
Messenger RNA from Papilio xuthus (Asian swallowtail), 1113 nucleotides. RefSeq lists its product as uncharacterized. The coding region runs from base 89 to 940 and encodes 283 amino acids. NCBI's taxonomy places the organism in Eukaryota, Metazoa, Arthropoda, Insecta, Lepidoptera, Papilionidae. The transcript is spliced from 5 exons. The record is from RefSeq and is a predicted model, not a curated record. Gene Ontology annotation, molecular function: N-acetyltransferase activity.